AUGAAAUUGUAUUACGAGCUUCCUUUCGAUAACCCAGAAUGUCAUGAUAUGACUCAACUCAUAGAUAACACCAAGGAAGAGUUAAUGGAAUUGUUUAAACCAGCAAAACCCAAUAUCUUCCAACAAAUUUAUCGAUUUUUAUGUUUCAUUGUAUUCUUAGGUCCACUUAAGAUCGUUGUAACAUUCAUAGCUUUCGGUAUGUUUUAUGUAGCAUGCGGAAUUGUCCCAUAUUUUAAGUCCCGCUUCCAGAAUAAUAGGCAAUAUAAGAAGUGGGCUCAAAAAGUGAUCAAACCAUUCGUGAGACUUGGCCUACUUUCAUUCGGAAUUGUGAAAAUCAAUGCCUCGGGUGUUCUCCAUGAAGAUUCAAGAACAAUUAUUGCUAACCACCUUUCAUUGAUCGAAACGCUAGCCAUUCUUUAUCAAUUCCCAGUUGCAUACCUUGCAGCUGAAAAUUUAUCCAAACAUACGAUCAUCAAACGUACAAAAGAAGUUUUUGAAUUUAUUUUCGUUGAUCGUAGCAAUGAAAACGCACACAUAUCACAGCAAUUAGUUAACAUUGCAAAUGAUCCUUCUCUUUUACCAGUUCUCAUCUUCCCAGAAGGAAAAGUUACAAAUGGCGACGCUUUGGUCGGUUUCAGAUCAGGAGCCUUCGUAGCAGAUACCCCUGUUCAAGCAGUCACAAUCCGUUUCAGACAAUACCUUAUGCCAAAGGAAAUCGCACAAGUUUCUUGGAAUGAAGACAACUGGUGGAUUUAUUGCUACCAAGUCUACUGCAUUCCAUUUAUGACUCUUGACAUGAAUGUUUUGGAGCCACUUAAUUAUAAAGGAAGAGAAAUUUCUCCACAAGAAAAAGCCGUUGAAGCUGAACUUCAGAUUGCUAACGCUUUACAUACAAAGCCAUACACAAUGACAAACAAAGUCCUCUUUUCAAAACCAAAUGCUGAUUAA
Molecule: messenger RNA, 948 nt
Organism: Trichomonas vaginalis G3
Lineage: Eukaryota; Parabasalia; Trichomonadida; Trichomonadidae
Product: 1-alkylglycerophosphocholine O-acetyltransferase protein
Exons: 1
Coding region: 1-948 (315 amino acids)
Source: RefSeq, a predicted model, not a curated record